This is a messenger RNA of Juglans microcarpa x Juglans regia, 1160 nucleotides long. RefSeq lists its product as uncharacterized. Gene Ontology annotation, molecular function: double-stranded RNA binding. Lineage: Eukaryota; Viridiplantae; Streptophyta; Magnoliopsida; Fagales; Juglandaceae. The transcript has 9 exons. The record is from RefSeq and is a predicted model, not a curated record. Bases 95 to 1045 code for a protein of 316 amino acids.
UUCGGACAGAUGAUGACCUGUGACCUCCAUGUCUUUUUCUCUGAUCUCUGUCCAAAUUAGCUGAAGUGCAGCCAAAGUGUACAGGCUCCAGAGAAUGAUUACACAUUCGGAACUGUACGGUCACGACGCAGCGCUAUCGCUCUGGUUCCGGCGGUCUUUCUUGAGUCCACGUGUCUCCCCGUUUCCAAGCCGCGGUGUCUCUUUCGUCCUCCCGAAACCCCAGCGGCUCCACCGUGUCUUGGCCAUGGCCGUUAAGCGCAGCCCUAAGCGUCUCAAAUACUCUGCUCCUCGCUUCACCAAGGAUGAUGGCUUGCUUUAUGUUGAAGCUGAUUCAUCAGGAGCAGACAGCUGGAAAUUGGAGCCAGUUGUCAAUCUUUUGAAACAGGGAGCGGUUGGGGUCAUUCCUACAGACACUUUGUAUGCAAUCGUUUGUGAUUUGAAAAGCAAUUCAGCGAUUGAACGUCUUCGCAGGAUAAAAAAUAUAGAUGCUUUAAAGCCUCUUAGCAUCUUAUGCCACUCUUUCCGGGACAUUGAUACGUAUACAACAGGGUUCCCUCGUGGUGAUAGCCAAGGUCAUGCUAGUAUAUUCCGAGCUGUGAAGCAUUGCUUACCUGGGCCUUAUACUUUCAUCCUGACUGCAAGUAAAGAGUUACCUAAACAGUGUAUAAGGUAUGGGACUACAGCUGCCAAAUUUGCAUCGAGGAAAAAUGUGGGUGUUCGUAUGCCUGAUGACGCCAUAUGUCGGGCAAUACUCGAGAGGACGGAUGCCCCUUUAAUUUCCACAAGUGUCAAGUGCCCAAAGGAGAAUGAGUGGCUGAUAGAUCCGGUUGUAAUAGCUGAUAUAUAUGGACAAGAGGGUCUGGACUUUGUUGUUGAUGGAGGGGUAAGAGUGGCAGAUCCAUCCACUGUUGUUGACAUGAUGGUGAUUCCUCCCAAGAUCGUAAGGCAGGGAAAGGGGCCUAAGUUACACUGGAUGGGUGCUGAAGAUGAUGAUGGAUCUGCUGCUAUGCCUGAAGCAAAGCUCAUCAUUCCUUAUGCUACUUGAGGCUAAUACAUGCGUCCUUGAAACACUGUAGCGAAACAUGAUUUGUAUACCUUCAAGGUUGUACAGGGGUUUAGAUGUUUACUACCAAAAAUAAGGUUUUAAGGCGGUUUUGAAC